This is a messenger RNA of Brugia malayi, 1023 nucleotides long. RefSeq lists its product as uncharacterized. The coding region runs from base 1 to 1023 and encodes 340 amino acids. Gene Ontology annotation, molecular function: protein binding. Gene Ontology annotation, cellular component: early endosome. The transcript has 6 exons. Gene Ontology annotation, biological process: vesicle cytoskeletal trafficking. The record is from RefSeq and is a predicted model, not a curated record. Lineage: Eukaryota; Metazoa; Nematoda; Chromadorea; Rhabditida; Onchocercidae.
AUGGUUGAGCCUUAUAAAGAUCCAUGGAAAGAAUACAAAUCAGCAUUGGAUUCAUUAAAGAAGAAAUUUCUGAAGAAACCAAAUAAUCACCAAGUUUUGGCGGAGCUUGCAGAUUUAGCACUACGUUUUGAGGAUGAAGAAUGUGAACAGUAUGCUGGUAUGUGUCAUAUACAAAUGGCAAAAAUUAAUGAGAAAAUGGGUGACUGGAGUAUGCAGUAUAGCCAUUACUUAAAAGCCGCCCGGUGCUUCAAAAAUGCAGAAAUGAGGAAUUACGAAAUGAACAUAUUUGCUUACAUGAUUGCAGCUUGUUCUGAUCAUUUGAAUUAUAUGCAAGAUUGUUAUAAUCGCGCAAUUGAGUUAAUUCUCAACCAUCAGGGAUUUUGGCUGGGUGGCUUACACUGCACCGAGCUUGGUUCUGCACUGUGCAGUAUUGAUGAAUAUCAGCUAGCGUUACCGUUUUUGUUACGAGGAGCGGAAUUAUUGAAAGUGGAAUUUCGUAGUCAGUUAGCAGCCUUAGAGAAAUUAGCGGCCUGCCAGGUUGAAUUGGAGAUGUAUGCAGACGCACUUGCAACUGUUGAUGAUCUGUGGGCACUUCAUAUGAAGAAUACAGAUAAUCCAAAAUUUGGUUAUGGUGAAGAACUUUUAAAGGACUGUGAAAUUGCGUCAGUACUUUUGCUGUUACGAAAAAAUGAUGAUAUAUCUGCGCGACAUCGUCUUCUAUUAUCAAUGUAUGAUGAGUCAUCAUUGUUACUUGAUGAGAAAACAAAAAAAGAACGGAAAAUACCAUGGAAAAAACUGCCACCAAAAGAUUCUUCAUUAUCAAAGGAUUUGUAUUUCUAUUUUUACGAGUUUGUAAUGGCGCUUCGGCAUGGUGAUGUUGAAAUGGCUAAGAAAAGUUUCGAUUUUCUCGAGAAACAUUUUAACUUGAUGAACAGUAAGCUAGCUAUGAAGUUGCUGGAUGAUGUUAUGGAUAGAGGUGGAUUGGAUAAAAGAGGUUUUGCUGAUAAAUUUAUUUCUUGUUAG